Messenger RNA from Myxozyma melibiosi, 3305 nucleotides. RefSeq names its product vacuolar protein 14 C-terminal Fig4p binding-domain-containing protein. Lineage: Eukaryota; Fungi; Ascomycota; Lipomycetes; Lipomycetales; Lipomycetaceae. Gene Ontology annotation, biological process: phosphatidylinositol biosynthetic process. The record is from RefSeq and is a predicted model, not a curated record. The coding region runs from base 133 to 3219 and encodes 1028 amino acids. The transcript is spliced from 3 exons. Gene Ontology annotation, cellular component: endosome membrane; PAS complex; fungal-type vacuole membrane.
GCCCGAACCCUGAACUGGCGCGAUUAUCCAGUGAGUCAACCAGCCACGGAGAUCAACAGCACCAGAAGCAUCACCGACCCGAUCUACAAGGCCUGACAUCGCUGGUCUGGCUGUUCAGCCUAUUUGUUUGCAAUGAAUAAGGAGAUCCAGCGCGGUCUGAACGACAGACUCUACGAGAAGCGCAAAGCCGCUGCUCUCGAGCUCGAGAAAACAAUCCGGCAAUGCGUUGAAGAGAACGACGAGGCAAAGAUCAGAUCAAUUGUCGAUCAACUGUGCCACGACUUUGCCUAUGCCGUGCACCAGCCGAACGCGCGCAACGGCGGCUUGAUCGGCCUCGCCGCGUCGGCUAUCGCCCUCGGUCCGCACGUCGCGCAGUAUCUCGAAGAUAUCAUUCCGCCCGUGCUGGCCUGUUUUGGAGAUCAAGACGCGCGGGUGCGGUACUACGCUUGCGAGAGUAUGUACAAUAUCGCAAAAGUCGCAAAGGGCGAGAUCUUGCUGUACUUCAACGAGAUCUUUGAUGCCCUCUGUCGUCUGGCGGCCGAUUCAGAGUUGACUGUGAAAAACGGAGCUGAUCUGCUUGAUCGGCUGAUUAAAGAUAUCGUGGCGGAGAAAGCGGCGACUUAUGUCUCGGUCAUCAACACUACGCCUGAACCGCUCCCACCAGAUCCGGCGGCGGAGCAGAGUGACCCUUACAAACCGGUUCUCGCACACGAGCCUGUUCAGGAUCCUACCCAGGAACCUGCAUUCCAGCUCUCGCGCUUCAUCCCUCUACUCACCGAUCGCAUAUACGUUAUAAAUCCGUUUACCAGAAUGUUUCUGGUUUCAUGGAUUACUUUACUAGACUCUAUCCCUGAUCUGGAGCUAGUUUCGUAUCUUCCAGAGAUCAUUGGCGGUCUCUUAAACUUCUUGAGCGACACAAAUAUCGAUGUCCGGGUCGCGACGCAAGGCGCGCUCGACAACUUUUUGAGCGAGAUCAAGCGGAUCACUGAGCUGAAGCGGACUGUUGCAGAGGUCAAGGCGCAGAAUGCGGCAAAAGAAGCGCACGAAGCGACAACUUCUUCAUCAGCUUCUGCUAAUGUCGGCAAGCCGGACGCGUCAAAGCCUGCGGAUGCGGCAGACAAGGGAAAGGAUGGCGAGGAAUCAGGCGAUGAUGAGCAGUUUGUCACUGCUGAUGGAGCACCAGUUGGCUCCGGAUCGGAGAAUGGAAAGGCUGGAGAAUUGUUAGAUGUGGAUGAGGAGUAUUUGGAUGAGGAAGAAGGUUCAGGAGCCAAUUUUAACUUGGCGUCGGCGAUCGCGGAGGGUGUGUAUCUUCCUGGCCAAGAUGUCAAGGUUGAUUACGCCAAAGUGAUUGAGAUCCUGCUCUCGUACCUCGACUCUACAGAGCAGGAGAUUCAGCUGACUGUGCUGAAGUGGAUCGAGAGCUUUUUCGAGAUCUGCCCGGAUGAUCUUUUGCCGUUCGUUCCUCGCUUUUUGUCGGUACUGUUGCCGACGAUGGCACACGAUAAUGAGCAGCUUCGCAAGUCUGCAGAGACUGUGAAUAACGAGCUGAUGCAGCUCAUCAUGUCUCUUCCUGACACGGUAGCGGAUAAUGAAAAGAGACGGCACGACGGUGAUGAUCAAUCUCUGCCUCCGACUCCCGGUUUACCGCAUAGACAGGGCUUCGGCGGGUCUCCUGCCACGGCCCGGAGUCUAUCACCUCAGCCGCCUGUUGGUGGACGAUCGCUUUCGCGGGAGAGAGUUGUCAGAGACCGGGACGAGGAGAGCCUGAUGAGCAAGCUUUCGCUGACGGCUAGCAGCAGCCGGUCGCAGCCAGCGUCGGCUUUGACUUCGCCGACAAUGGUCGCAACCGAGGAGCCAGACGCUGCUUCCGCAAGUAACGGCAAAGCCGACGACUCUACUAACCUAGAGCUGUUGAUUGAUUAUCCAGCUACGGUGAACGCACUGACUCUGCACUUCCUCAACGAGAGAGAGGAGACUAGAGUUGCGGCUCUAGAUUGGCUUAUAAUGUUGCAUCGGAAAGCGUCUCGGAAGAUUCUGGCAAUCAACGACGGGACUUUCCCAGCACUUUUGAAGACGCUUUCGGAUUCUAGUGAUGCAGUGGUUACCAAAGACCUUCAACUACUCGCGCAGAUCUCUUACAACUCCGAGGACGAUUAUUUUGCGUCGUUCAUGCUGAAUUUGCUGUCGCUGUUUAGCACUGACAGAAAGCUGCUCGAGACACGAGGAAACCUCAUCAUCCGUCAACUCUGCGUCAGCCUCAACCCCGAGCGGAUUUACCGCACGCUGGCUGAGAUUCUUGAGAAAGAAGACGACGUCGAGUUUGCAAGCAUCAUGAUCCAGAACCUGAACAAUAAUCUCAUAACCGCUCCCGAGCUGCAGGGUUUACGGAGACGGCUACGGAACCUGGACACGAAAGAAGGGACGAAUUUCUUUGUUUCGUUGUUCAGAUCGUGGUGUCACAACGCGGUCGCUACGUUUGCGCUUUGUUUGCUGGCGCAGGCUUAUGAGCAGGCGUUUCAUUUGCUGCAGAUAUUUGCGGAUUUGGAGAUUACGGUCACGUUGCUGAUUCAGGUUGAUAAACUGAUUCAGCUGCUUGAGUCGCCUGUAUUCACUUAUCUUCGAUUGCAACUUCUGGAGCCUGAAAAGUAUCCUUAUCUAUAUAGAUGUCUGUAUGGCUUACUGAUGCUGCUCCCGCAGUCUUCCGCAUUUGCCACGCUCCGCAACAGACUCAACUCUGUCAGCGCUAUCGGAUACCUGCACAUUGUUCCUCCCGCGCUGAUGUCCUCCGGCGGAGGCGCUACCUCUGCGACAUCAGGAAAACAGCCUGUUUUUAACCGCUUCAAGGGCCGGAUUGAUGAAGCCCGCUGGAACGAUCUGUUGGAUAAAUUUCGCACAGUGCAAACUAAACACGAACGACUUCGGCGACAGGUGCAGGGUGCGGGUCCUGCUAACGGGCUUGGAAUGACUGGUAUCGACUUUCCUACCGAGAACGCACGUCACGGAUCUUCACUGAACCAGGGCAACUCUGCGCCGGAGCCGCCUCAGCAGCAGCCGCUCCACCAUCAUAGAACCGCUCUGUCGUUCAUGUCGGGCGCGAAAGGGUUCGGAUAUAACGCUGGAGGGAGUUCAGGGUACAGCAGCAAGGGGCCGUCGUCGGUGCAGUCGGCCUCUAGUCUACGCGAGUCGUCGCGGAUUUUCAAGUCGAACAAGAAGCUGUAGAUUGGGCGGUAAUGUUGUGGUGUAUGUGUAUUUAAAGAUAUGAUAUCGGCGCAUGAUGAAUAAUAAAUGUUUCUGAUAAAUCGGAG